CAGCAAGCUCACAAAGCGAUAAGCGGAACCAAUCUUAUGCAAAACCGCCUCUAUCGCUGGCAGCGGACCCUCUCUGAACCCUUUCGCAGACCUAGCAUAGAACUAUCAUUGUGUUAAUUGUGUUAACAAGGAGAAAAAUACCAAGAACCACAUGCACACAGUCGUGUCAGCCUUUCGGGCCAACCACACUCACACAUCGGCCGGCACAUCACAUCAGACCGCACCACAUGCACUCACCCACACCCACACCGACACCCAUAUGCUGCACCCACAGGCUGCCAUUCGGUCACACAGCUGCUGCGAUUCACAGACUGAGCGGUGAGCGAUGUGUGCUGAGGAGCAAAACGAUCGACGACAGAGAUGAAUGACAACAGCUAGCACUCAGCAAGCACCCAACUUGAGAUGCCCUCCUGACAACACACACACAGAGGGCAGGGCGGCACUCAGCCACAUGGCGACAGAGGGGAUGUAUCGCUCCGCACCCACCACUGCAUGUUGGCUGAUGAAUCGCUCAGCCGCCGCCCUCCACCUCAUCUGCGCCACCCUCACCUACCCAAAGCACACACACACGCACGAUGUGAUGGAGAUCGAGGUGGUGGUCUAUGUGGUGUGCGUGGAUGUGUACCUCCGCCCUCCUCUCCACUGCCGUCAUUUAUAGUAUUACCAAUCUCAUCGCCGCUGCCAUCGUCGGCAUCUGCACAUACACAGACAACGUCACAGACAACAGAGAGAGAAGGCAUAUCAUCUGUCCGACCAGAGAGAGAAUGUGUUUUAUACUAUUAUUCAUACUAUCAUCCAUACCAUUGUCAUCGUCAUUUUGCUGUUGCUGCUGCUGUUGCUGCUGCUGCUGUUGCUGCUGUUGCUGUUGCUGCUGUUGCUGUUGCCGUUGCACUUGUCCGUCGAAUACGAAUGACGCCACCGCCCUCAACACCACGCGAGCCAGCUGAGUGGUGACGGGGAAGCAGUGCUUAAACAGACCACUCCCAUAGACAGCCAACUCAUUCGUCACGACAUGGACAUAGACUGCAGACAAAUGGAAAGACGAACGCUUGACAUUUGACCAGCAGCACUGCCUCUCUGUCACGCUGACCGGUGUUGUUUCCAAAUGUCCGAAUCUUAACCCACGCGACGAAAGGGUGGCUGCUGUUGGUCAGCACCAGGUAUCGAACGUUACCCCCAUUCGAGCCGAGUGUGGUCGUGCAGCCGGCCACUGGUAUGUGGGGCGACUCGAUGAGGAGACCAUUCAAACGGCCGCCACCGACACCUCUGAACGGAAAGGCAUACACAGAAAUGACUUGCAGUGGUAUUCCCCACCCAACCCCAGUGAAGCCGUUGGUGUCUUGCCUGUUGAGUAUAGUUGAUGUGUUACUGGUCUGAUGAGUCACGUCGAAGCGGUGGAGGAUCAGAUACUUCGCAAAUGACGAUACUGAUGCAUCGGUGAGCUGACCACCGAAUGACACCCAAUGGUUGCGAGGAACCGCGUAGACGAUGCUGCUGCUGGUCACCGGUGGGUCGUGUGAUUGUCUGUGCUGCUGGUAUAGACGGACGGCAGGAAGGGGCGGGUCGACUGUCAGUCUGAAACCGGGCUCGUCGAUGAUCGCCCGCACCUCACCGUUGCCGUGCAGGAACAGCUGCAGGCAGGUGCCGCCACUGAAGUGGACGUGGCGGCCGACCAUCUUCAGCUGCGCCAACACACGGGGAGCCGACACAUAGGCCUGAACACACGAUCACACACACAGACACACAGAGAGAAUGAGUCCCUCUUCGUCCUCUCCCCUCUGUUUGCCGGCUCACCGUUAUGUUUGCGUCUGUCUUGAUAUCAGCGCCACGGAGGAUCACAGGCAGCUCACAGUUCCCGCACUGCCCCGCCAGCUCAAUCACCUCGCUCAUCUCGCCCCAGCCGCCCACCUCCACCACACAUACAGCCGCCAGCAGAUCAUGUGUGGCGAAGUGGUCGUCGUCGAACCGCAGUAGCUGCACUUGCUGCCCAUUCACCGUCCGCCGCAGCCCCGCCUGUGAGCACAGCGAGUGGCUGAGCCGAUCUCUUAGAUGGGCCGCCCCGAAGAGCUCUCUGAGCCACGUGCAGGUGUCCCUCAGCCGGACGACGUCCUUGACGCUGAGGAGGUAGCGGCUCCUCCGGCCCACACAAACAUAUGACACGGGGUGCUGCUGCUGCUCGUGGUGCUGCAUGGGAUGGAUAAGUCAAGACGGUCAGAUGACUGAGGCGCUCGACGAGAGGCUGCACAGAGCGACAGAGCCGACACAGGAUUGUGUGCAUCGAGCAUGCUGCUCACAGAUCUGUGUGCUGCUCACCUCCUUCGAUUCUCAGAUGGACAGAUCAGAGAGAGGUCAACGAGUCACCAUCAGCAGCGGCAGAUGAGGCGCCAUCGCUCCUCAGCCACACUGCACCGAUGGGCCGACAGACACACAGAGAGAGAGGCACACAGAUAGACAGACAGACAGACAGUCGGCUGAUUCUGGUGUCGUGUGUCACAUCCCUCCCAUCUGGGUGUAUGUGUUUGUGUGUGUGUGUGUGUGUGGCUGUCUGCCUGCGCACCGCUGCGGUGUUCGAGUGCAGUCGGCGGUAAGUCACCUCGGCGCCCUCAGCUGCACCAGUGUCUGUCUGUCUGUCGUCAUGACGGACGGCCGCACCCACACUCACUCACUCACUCAACAGACAGACAGACCGACAGACCGACAGACCGACAGACCGACAGACCGACAGACCGACAGACAGACAGACCGACAGACAUCUGCAGCACAGCACACAGAGCAGAGCGGCCGUCUCACAUCAUGGUGAUGCUCGAGGUGUCCCUCACUCACUCACUGACCUGACUGACUCGCCACGUGACAAGCCAAAGUGGACGCCAAAGGACGACGGAUCUCAGCACACAGCCGUGAGGAGGGCUGGGGACCGAACCGAAGAGCCGG
Messenger RNA from Vitrella brassicaformis, 2931 nucleotides. Lineage: Eukaryota; Vitrellaceae. The record is from the annotation of a GenBank genome assembly.